This is a messenger RNA of Cynara cardunculus var. scolymus (artichoke), 1469 nucleotides long. RefSeq names its product cytochrome c1-2, heme protein, mitochondrial-like. Gene Ontology annotation, biological process: mitochondrial electron transport, ubiquinol to cytochrome c. The transcript is spliced from 9 exons. NCBI's taxonomy places the organism in Eukaryota, Viridiplantae, Streptophyta, Magnoliopsida, Asterales, Asteraceae. Gene Ontology annotation, molecular function: electron transfer activity; heme binding. The coding region runs from base 249 to 1181 and encodes 310 amino acids. The record is from RefSeq and is a predicted model, not a curated record.
CUUUCUCUUACAAGCAAAAAUCAAAUGGUAGACUGGUCGUCGUGCUCGUGCUUGUGGUUGUGGUUGUGGGAAGAUCUCCUUCUGUUUGGGCGAUUGAUUCAUUUCUCCAUCUCCUUCCUUAUCGGAUCUCUCUGCGGCAGCUUUACGCCGCCCGUUACGAUUACGAUUACGAUUACUUCUUCCUAACACAUCCUUUAUGUGAAAAAUAGCUACCUCCCCUGUUCCAGAAAAAAAGGAAAUUGGCUUAAAUGGCUGGUGGUAGGGGAAUUUACCACUUGCUGAGGAGCAGACUUCAUUCUCAAACCACUGCACCUCCAGCUUUGUCAUCUCUGAUUUCAAAGAAAGAACAAGAUGCUUCUGGAUCUGCUGGCAUGAAGUCCCUGAGGGCAAUUGCACUCCUUGGAGCAGGUGUUUCAGGGCUGUUGAGCUUUACAACUAUAGCAGCUGCUGAUGAGGCUGAACAUGGUCUAGAGUGUCCCAGCUAUCCUUGGCCUCACCAGGGCAUUCUCAGUUCAUAUGACCAUGCUUCGAUUCGACGUGGUCACCAAGUUUACACUCAAGUAUGUGCAUCCUGCCAUUCAAUGGGUUUGAUUUCAUAUCGUGACUUGGUGGGUGUGGCAUAUACAGAAGAGGAAACAAAAGGUAUGGCUGCCGAAAUUGAGGUGGUUGAUGGUCCUAAUGAUGAGGGUGAGAUGUUUACCCGCCCUGGCAAGCUAAGUGAUCGAUUUCCUCAACCCUAUGCAAAUGAGCAAGCGGCUAGAUUUGCUAAUGGAGGGGCCUAUCCUCCAGACUUGAGUCUGAUCACCAAAGCUCGUCACAAUGGACAGAACUAUGUAUUUGCACUUCUAACUGGGUACCGUGAUCCUCCUGCUGGCGUUUCGAUCAGGGAAGGUCUGCACUAUAAUCCCUACUUCCCUGGGGGGGCUAUUGCAAUGCCUAAAAUGCUUAAUGAUGGUGCUGUCGAAUAUGAAGAUGGCACCCCUGCAACAGAGGCUCAGAUGGGGAAAGAUGUCGUGUCAUUUUUGAGUUGGGCUGCAGAACCAGAAAUGGAAGAAAGGAAACUGAUGGGAUUCAAGUGGAUUUUCGUACUUUCACUGGCCCUGCUUCAAGCUGGAUACUACAGGCGUAUGAGGUGGUCUGUCCUCAAGUCUCGCAAGCUGGUUCUUGACGUGGUCAACUAAAGAUUCGUCUUGGUCAAAGGUUUGUGACAAGACUUGGAAUGAGGAAUAAUAUAAUUUCUGUGAAAGAAUACUAGUAGUACCAUGCAUUUUUUUGGCCUGUUCCUCGUGUAUUGUGUGUUUUGGUAAUGUGAUAGUAGCACUAGUUGGUUCAUUUUGGAACUUGGAAGCAAGGAAUAAGGGAGUCAUUUGUUUUAUAUAUUAAAUGUUCUGAAAUCCGUGGUCGGAUGGUACUUUGCUGUUUUGUAAUGGAUUUACGAGUUUUACAGUUUUACCCGUCGGCUUCUGAAC